GGAAAACUAGUUAAUUAAUCACUUAAUUCUUCCCCACCAGACUCUGGUCCUUAAACGCCACAUGUCAUCACAGGCAGGAGGGCGUUCCUCCGGAGAAACACACCGACUCACUGGAGCGAAUACCGCCGGCGAGCAGCGUCCUUCACACCGAGCCGCUGUCACCGCUUUGUUGUUGUUUUGGCUUUUUCAUCGACAGUCUUAAGCCCCGGGAUCCGGGCCCUGCACGCUGGUGCUGCUGGUACCACUGCCGGCUGGGGGGGGAGGAGGAGGGGGGCAGACUCUGAAGACAUGCAGGCGAACCGUCUUCGCGGAGGGAGAGAGCAGUAGGACGUGGUGGUUUCACCUGUAGAAUGGACCCGGCUCUCACUGGAGGGGAAAUGUCACCUUUGUGUGUGCCGAGGAAACGAAGAUCCGCCCAGUCCCAACCCCGAGGGGGGGCGCCGACUCCAGUCGUUCAGCGGACACCGGACAGAAGCUCGAAUGCCGUCGUGUUUCCCAAGGGCGAAGGUGCUCAACCCCAAGAGGCUCCGAAGAUGAAGAGGACGUACGGGAGGAAGAGGUAUGAGGACCUCCAGGGUGCUUCCGUAGAUUACCCAACCGCCAGCUGCUCAGUGAUGUCAUCCGUUGGGCCGGCCAAUGGGGCAGACCCAGGGUCCAUGGCCCCGCCCACUGCAAGGCUGCCUCCGAGACUGGCGGGAAAGGAGGCGUGGCCGCAAGGCCCCAAGGCCGGCGGGGAGCCCCCCCAACCUCCGGACCACGGCUGGAGCUCAGGCAGGGACCGGGGCCCCGACGCCUGGGCCCCGGGUCGGGACCGACCCCAGGAGCAGGUUUGGAGCUCCGGCAGGGACCGGGCGGGUCACUCCAGUCAAGAGCAGACGUGGAUCCCGGGCCGGGACAGGGCCCACGUCGGGCCGGACCAGGCCUGGGUGACGGGCCGGGACCGGGGCCCCGAGCAAGGCUGGGCGGCAGACAGAGAGCGAGGCCAGGACCAGGUCUGGAACGCGGGCCGGGAUCCGGGGAGAGACGGGCCGUCCUCCGGGCCGGAGCAGGCGUGGGGAAGUGGCCGAAGCCAAGACCCGGGAUGGAGCAGAGAUAGAGGGCACGUCUGGAGACCUGAGUUGAACAUGAAGAAAGUCUUACGAGUGGAGCUGGAGCAAAGCCCACCUGUCAACAACUUCUCCCAGCCACCAGAGGGGCGGGACACCUAUGCCGGCGUGGGCGAGGCCUCGACGGACCGGCCCACCGAGGACCAGAAGCCCCCCGUCCUCUCAACCAAGAAGGAGCCUCCCACCUAUCCUCCAGGAAGUCCGGAGGAGCAAUGGCAGCUCCAGAUUGUGGCCAAAGGCAGAGUCACAUGUCCGAAAUGUAGAAGUGUGAGCAGGAAGACUGUGGAGGGGCUGAAGAAGCACAUGGAGAACUGCAGACUGCAACCGUUCACCUGUCAGCACUGUGGGAAGCAGCUCAAGUCCUCCACGGGGAUGAAGUACCACAUCAUGGCGGACCACAGCCACCUGCCCUCGGCAGAAGACGCCAAGAACCUGGACGACCGGACCAUCAAGGACAAACUGCGUAAGAUCCUGAAGCGACUGGGCAAAUUAAAAUGCUCUAAAGAGGGCUGCAGCGCUGCCUUCACCAGCAUCAUGGGCUACGUGUACCACAUGAAGAAGUGUGGGAAGGAGGAGUCCGAGCUGGAGAAGAUGCUGCUGAGCUGUUCUCACUGCGGGAAGACCUACAAGUCCAAAGCCGGUCUGGAGUACCACCUGAGGUCGGAGCACGCCCCCACGCCGCUGAAGAGCGAGGAGGACGAGGCCCUGAAGGCCCAGAGGGAGGAGAACCCGGAGAGGACGGCGAGCGGCCGCGUGCAGCGAGCGUCGGCACAGGUGGCGAACUUCCAAAUGGCCGAGAUCGCCAACAACGACCUCCCCAAAGACUGGACCAAGAGGAAGUUCCAGUCGGACCUGGUGCCGGACGACAAAAAGUUGAAAUACUUCCGGCCCGGCCUGCCGGCCUUCAGCCAGGAGGUGCUGCGGAAGUGGAAGAACGAGGUGAAGCUGCAGAAGAAGGUCCACUGUCCCAACCAGGGCUGUGGCUCCACCUACACCAGCGUGUCCGGACUCAAAGCUCACCUGGGACUCUGCACCCGGGGCGACUUCGAGGCCGGUAAAUACCGAUGUCUGCUCUGCAACAAAGAGUUUCACUCUGAAAGCGGAGUGAAAUACCACAUCAACUCCGUCCACUCGCAGGACUGGUUCGUGACCAACAAGAAGGCCUCCAAGAAGUUUGAGAAGUUCCUCAAAAACCAGCCCAAGGAGUUCGUCCUGAACGUGGACAAGCAGAUCGUAGACCACUACCACCAGCAGCACCACCACCACCUGCAGGAGCAGCAGCAGCAGCAGCACCACCUCCACCACCUCCACCUCCACCAGCAGCCGGUGCAGUACCAGCCCAUGCAGCACCCUCUGCAGCCGCUGCAUCACCUGCAGCACCUCCACCCGGAGCACCACGGCCUCCACCUGCAGCCCGACGUCCAGCUCCACUACGCCCCCCUGGAGCCUCCACCCGGAACCGUGUGGGUGGAGAUGGACCGUGGGGAGGCCGGGGGGCCGGGGCCGGAGCAGGCCCCCAUCGAGAUGGACGUGGCGGAUGUUGAGAAACCCGGGGAAGAACAGGAGGUGGAGGAGGAGGAAGAGGAAGAGGGGAAAAGGAGAGGUAAGAAGGGGAGGGGGAAGGCUUUCAGUGGAGGAGGUGGAGGAGGUGGAGGAGGUGGACCAGAGGUGGAGCAGCAGCGGGAGCGGCAGAGACGGAUCGACCAGUGGAAUCUGAAACGUCCGGGCGUCAUGGAGCCCGUCCCCGAGGCUGGAAAGGCCCAAAGGAACACUUAAUUAAACUUAAAUAAAUAAUAAUAAUAAUUACAAAAAAUAAAAGGUAGAAGAAGAUGCCAACGUUAAUGGCGACGUAGAACCUUUUUAACAUUUCUAGAAGACGACAACGACUGAGACCUUCAAAAAGAACCUCACAAGUAGGACGUGAGACACCACACACACACACGCUGUGGUUGUCCUUUUGUAUAGCCUUGAGAAACAAAGUAGGGUAGUGUUUUACCUGUGUGUUUAUCUGUAACCGACUUUUAAUUAAAUGUCUUUUAUUCUUUUUUUAUUGACACUUUCGUGUUUACCUUUCUUUCUUUUUUUUAAUCAAAGGGGGAUCAUUUCAUUUUUAAGCGGCUGCUGCGGCGUCAUGUUCAUGAGACGUGUUGAGUGCCUCUCCGGUCUGAUCUGUAUUACUUAUCCACAGCUGGUUGUCGUUUCUGGUUUUAAAGUUCAAUACAAAGAGGAUUCAUCUGCACUGGGGUGAAAAGAACAUUUUCAAUAUUAUUAUUUUAGGAAAGCUAACAUACCAAGCAUUUAACUUGUUUUAUUUUCUGUUCAUUCAUCAAAAGGUAUUUAACCGUUGGCAUGUAGCCGGGUGUUUGUGCUCUGGUGGGGUAGGCUCUGGAUGGUCGUCAGUCGUUUGUGACGUUUUAGCACUAUUUCCCGUAUUAUUUUUCAUUUAUUAAUGUAUUUUGUUGUUGUGCGCUUUUAAAAAAAGGACUUAAGUUAUCAUUUGAAACCCAUUUAAAUCUGUUUAUCCAUCUUUAUCACUUCAUUUCCCUCCGUCAGAGGCCUUUUGGAAGCGUUUAGAAAUAGAAAACCUCCUCGUACGUGGGAAGUAUUUCAAAAAGUAAGUUAUAUUAUAUACGUAUAUAUAUUUAUAUUGUAUAUAUUUACUUAUAUAUAUUUGUAUUAUAUAUAUAUAUUUACUUAUGUAUAUUUGUAUUAUAUAUAUUUAUAAUAUAUUUUUAUAUAUGUGAUAUUAUAUAUUUAUGUUUGUAUUUAUAUAUAUAAUAUUUAUAAACACUGAGGGGGUCAAAUAUCCUCUACAGUUUUUACCACUUUAAUAAUAGUUUUAAUAAGUCUCCUGUUCAUUAUUCAUCACUGUGGUGGUGUUCUCCUGAAAUGAAGCAAUAUCUAACUGCAUCCUGUGACCACCAGAAACCAGCAAAGCCCCCCUCCCCCCCCAAAAUAGUAAAGUGAAUUUGAUUUUGUGAAUCAACUUUGUUGUUUGUUUACCUGUUUGUUUAUUUAUUGUCUGUUUGUAAACGGUCCUGAAGCUUCCUGUUGCUUGUUGAAAUACUUCCCAUGUGCUCUUCUGCUUGUGACCAAAUCGUUACCACCGUGCAUGCACUCUGAACUGUUUGGAUGGCACAUACACAACAACAACAUUGCUUUCGUCUCCUCAAAGUCCAAGAGUUGCAUGUUUUCAUUUGCACCCCGUUACUUCUCCGUCAGUAGAAGGUGUGUAUUUUAGUGCCAACAUCGUCACCUUCUGUUUGCAAUAGAAUCAAAACGAUUAUUCAAUAAAAUGAUAUCAAUGUU
Molecule: messenger RNA, 4415 nt
Organism: Pseudoliparis swirei
Lineage: Eukaryota; Metazoa; Chordata; Actinopteri; Perciformes; Liparidae
Gene: znf512
Product: zinc finger protein 512
Exons: 17
Coding region: 351-2882 (843 amino acids)
Molecular function (GO): zinc ion binding
Source: RefSeq, a predicted model, not a curated record